Mugil cephalus (flathead mullet) is the source of this 1533-nucleotide messenger RNA. It is a transcript of the gene fgg, whose product is annotated as fibrinogen gamma chain. The transcript has 9 exons. Bases 62 to 1360 code for a protein of 432 amino acids. Gene Ontology annotation, biological process: protein polymerization; blood coagulation; platelet activation. Lineage: Eukaryota; Metazoa; Chordata; Actinopteri; Mugiliformes; Mugilidae. Gene Ontology annotation, molecular function: signaling receptor binding. Gene Ontology annotation, cellular component: fibrinogen complex. The record is from RefSeq and is a predicted model, not a curated record.
AGCAGUUCUUCACUCUACAGCCCGACACAACAACACACACACAGCUGGUGGCCAGCGCAACAUGGCUCCAUCACUUCUUGCAACGGCAGGAGGACUUCUGUUACUUUUCGCCUUCUCGUCCGCACAAACCCGAGGAGACGGCAUUCAAACAUGCGUCCCGCAGGACGGCUUCGGCAAGUACUGUCCUACUACGUGCGGCGUGACUGAUUACCUUUUGAGGUACAGGCCCUUAGUGGAAAGCGACCUGGACGCUUUGCAAGAAGAGCUGGAAACGAUUGCCAACCUGACUCAAGGGGCAGAAGCAACUAUAACCCACAUGAAAGAUUCUGCCACGUCUGCUCAGAAGAGUUCUCCGCCAGACGCAUACUUCAGAAAGUCAACAAGCAUGUUGGAUGAUGUCCUUCGCUUUGAGAAGACCAUUAUUGUCCAGGAACAGCAAAUGUUUGAACUCCAGUCUUUGCUCGCAUCCUUUGAGAGACAAAUGGCAGACUUGAAACAACUCUCCAUUCAGCUGCAGCAGAAAUGCAGUGAGCCCUGCAAAGAUACUGUUGAGAUCCAACCCACCACAGGAUCAGACUGCCAGGAUAUUGCAAACAAAGGCGCCACUACCAGUGGUCUUUACUACGUGAAGCCAGCGAAGGCGACGGAGCAGUUCCUGGUUUAUUGCGAGAUCGACAGCUUUGGACGCGGUUUCACAGUAAUACAAAGGAGGCGUGACGGCAGCGUGGACUUCAAUAAAGACUGGGUCCAGUACAAGAACGGCUUCGGUUUCCUCUCCCCAGAUGACACCACAGAGUUCUGGCUCGGCAAUGAGAAGCUCCACCUUCUGACUGCCAGCACACAAAUCCCAACUGUGCUGAGGAUAGAGCUUGUUGACUGGGACGGAGUCAAAAAGUACGCCGACUACACCAUGUUCAGAGUCGGGCCGGAGAUCGACAUGUACCGCAUGACCUACGGUUACUACUUCGGUGGCGACGCGGGAGACGCUUUCGACGGCUUUGACUUCGGGGACGACCCCAGCGACAAGUUCUACACGUCACACAACGGCAUGCAGUUCAGUACCCACGACAAGGACAACGACAAGUUUGACGGCAACUGUGCUCAGCAGGAUGGAUCUGGGUGGUGGAUGAACAGAUGUCACGCUGCACAUUUGAACGGAAAAUACUACCAGGGUGGCAGGUACACAGAAAAGGAUGCUGGCGAGUAUGGCUUUGACAACGGCAUUAUUUGGGUCACAUGGCACAGCCGCUGGUACUCCCUGAAAGAGACCACCAUGAAGCUCAUCCCUCUCAGUCGCAUCACCGCAGGAGGUGGACAGCAGGCCGGCGUGAAACAGUUUGGCGGACUUGGAGACGCUUAAAAAGCAUGUUAACAGCCCCCUCGAUCAAAUAAAACCUCACCAUGGAAAACGUACGACUGGUCUUUCUGUGAUGACGCAUGUUUUAGAAAAUCGGCGCCAGGAGCGUGGUGAUGUCCUCAGCUCCCCUUUCACUGUAGUUUGACGCACUGAAUAAAUGUCUUUUCUUUACUAAA